Messenger RNA from Phoenix dactylifera (date palm), 2099 nucleotides. Lineage: Eukaryota; Viridiplantae; Streptophyta; Magnoliopsida; Arecales; Arecaceae. The record is from RefSeq and is a predicted model, not a curated record.
CGGCUCAAGCGAUCUUGAGAUGGCUGUACAUUGUGCCCUUAAAAAAUAUAUAUAUACUAGUGCACCAGGUGGCUGUACAUCAAGCCAGUCACCUCAUCAGUUCCGAAACCCAAACUUAUAAUCACUUGCUAUAUUAUUCCGAACUGUACGUGUAACUCUCAAGGACUUCUGGGGCACAGACUACAUGGACUCGAGAAGCAUGGGUUUCUCUCUUUGAGAUGAUAACCACUACCUCUUCCUGCAGAAUCGCGGACCCAUGAAGAAGAGAGAGGGAAAAAGAAAUGGCUGGCGUCGGCUUCCUGGCGAGAAGGAUGGAGCUCCUCCACCACCCCAACCUUUCUUACUCCCUCACCGCCUUCCUCUCCAUGUCAGAGCUCAAGCGCACCCACGCCCACAUCAUCACCUCCGGCCUCUCCUCCGACCCCUUCACCCUCGCGCGCCUCCUCGCCGCCGCCGCUAUCGCGCCCUCCGGCGACCUACGCUACGCCAAGCUCCUUUUCGACGCCGUCGCCCACCCCACCCUCUUCAUGUACAACACCAUGAUCCGCGCCUUCUCGCAGAGCCCAGAACCCAUCGAUUCAAUCAACUACUACCUCCGAAUGCUCCGUUCCGGAAUCUCGCCGGAUAGACUCACCUUCCCUUUCCUUCUCAAGUCUUGCGCCGCCCUCGGCCUCGCCGGCCUCGGCCGAGGCGUCCACUGCCACGCUAUCGAGCUCGGGUUGGACUCUGACGUGUUUAUCCUCAACAAUGCCAUCGCCAUGUACUCGGGUUGGGGCGACACGAACUCUGCUCACCAGCUGUUCGACGACAAUUUUAACAUAGCUGAUGUCGUCUCUUGGACCGCAUUGAUCACUGGGUACUCGAACCGCGGGGAACUGGAUCGUGCCCGGUGGUUCUUUGAUCGGAUGCCGAGCAGGAAUAUGAUCUCUUGGAAUGCAAUGAUCGCAGGCUAUGCGCGAAGCGGCAGGGCUGAGGAAUCGUGGCAUCUGUUCGGUGAAAUGCCCGAAAGAAAUGUGGAGUCAUGGAGCUCGAUGAUUUCAGGGUUUGCACAAAGUGGGCUUUGCAGAGAGGCGUUGGCCGUGUUCGACGAGAUGGUUCAGAGAGAGGUGACGCCGAACGAACCAACUUUGGUCAGUGUGGUGUCAUCUUGCGCGCAGCUGCGAGACUUGGAGCACGGCCGGUGGGUGCAUGAUUACAUCAACCAGCAUGAGGUUGAGUCGAGUGCGAUCCUGGGAACGGCUCUGGUGGACAUGUACGGCAAGUGUGGGAGCAUAGGCGAGGCGGUCGAGGUCUUUAAGAAGAUGCCUGCGAAGAACGUGUAUUCAUGGAACUCGAUGGUGACCGGCUUGGCCAUGAAUGGAUCCGGGCGGCAAGCAUUGGCGCUCUUCUGGAAGAUGAAGCUGAUGGGCAUCGAGCCGAAUGCCAUAACCUUCGUUGGAUUGCUGAGUGCAUGCAGCCACUCAGGACUGGUCGAUGAGGGGCAACGGUUCUUCGAUACGAUGACGAGAGUGUAUGGGAUUAGGCCGCUGCAGGAGCACUAUGGUUGCAUGGUUGAUUUGCUGGGCCGUGCCGGGCUGCUGAAGGAAGCAUUGGAUUUUGCGGACAGGAUGCCGGUGGAGCCCCAUGCAGGGCUGUGGGGAGCGCUUGCUGGUGCUUGUAGGAUCCAUGGAGAUGUCGAGCUGGGGGAGGAAGUAGGGAAGCGUUUGAUUGAGUUGGAGCCGCAUCAUGGUGGAAGGUAUGUUCUGUUGGCCAAUAUAUAUGCAGCUGCAAAAAGGUGGAAUGACAUGGUCAUGGUAAGGAAAUUGUUGAAGGAGAGGGGGGCGAGAAAAGUCCCAGGGAACAGCAUGGUGGAAGCACUCCCUGCAGCAUCUAUGUGAUGAUGUUCUUAUCGUGAUCGACAACUACAGGUUGGCAAAUUGAAUGUUGAUGGUGUUAUCCUCGUAAAGGAGGGAUUUUUAGGGAAUUGUAAGUCCAAAUCAGAAGGGAGAGCUUUUUUUUUUCCCCCAAAACGGAUGUAUUAUAUAAUAUGGAUACAGAUACAGUCAAAAGAUAAUAGGUUCCGAAGUACAUCGGAUAGCUUCCUCUUUUUCAUUCAAAAA